UAAUUCUCCAUGGCUUCAUCUUCUUCUACUAUUUCAGCAAUGUUAGUGCCUGCAGCUGUACUACUUAGCUUCUUAAUGGUUGCUUCAGCUAACAAUUUCUAUCUAGACUUUGAUACCAGUUGGGGUGGGAAUAGAACUAAGAUACUUAACAAUGGGGAGCUUCUCACUUUGUCUCUUGACAAUAGUUCUGGGUCUGGUGUCCAAUCCAAGAGGGAUUUUCUGUUUGGGAAGAUUGAUAUGCAGAUCAAACUUGUUCCUAACAACUCUGCUGGCACUGUCACUACAUACUUUUUAUCUUCUCAAGGGCAAUAUUGGGAUGAGUUAGACUUUGAGUUCUUGGGGAAUCUAAGUGGACAACCUUAUACUGUUCACACCAAUGUGAUCACUCAAGGCAAAGGAAAUAGAGAACAGCAGUUCUAUAUGUGGUUUGACCCAACUGCAGAUUUCCACACUUACUCCUUCCUCUGGAACCCACAAUACGUCCUCUUCUCUGUGGAUGGAACUCCAAUUAGAGAGUUUAAGAAUUUGGAGACAAGUGGGGUUCCCUACCCAAACAAACAAGUCAUGAAAGUCUAUGCUAGCAUCUGGGAUGGAGAUAGUUGGGCAACAGAAGGUGGGAAAGUCAAGAUUGAUUGGAGCCAAGCUCCAUUCAUAGCUGCCUAUAGGAACUUCACUACAUAUGCCUGUAUUAUGUCUAAUGGUACUACUUGUGGAGGUUUCAAUUCUUCCUUCUAUUCAUCAAACAAUAGUUCAUGGUACACACAGCAGCUGGAUUCAGCAAGUCAGGCAAAGCUGAAAUGGGUGCAGGAUAAUUACAUGAUCUAUAACUACUGUACUGAUACAAAACGAUUUAAUGGUACUGUCCCUACUGAAUGUACUGUCUCCAACUAAUCAUAAACAGAUAAAGACUCCAUGAGAACAAGAUCAACAGGAGUUAUCUCCGCAAAUGUAUUAUUAGAUUCUUUUUUCCUUUCUUUGAAACUUUUAUUUGGUAUCAGUUG
Molecule: messenger RNA, 1001 nt
Organism: Macadamia integrifolia
Lineage: Eukaryota; Viridiplantae; Streptophyta; Magnoliopsida; Proteales; Proteaceae
Product: xyloglucan endotransglucosylase/hydrolase protein 24-like
Exons: 3
Coding region: 10-891 (293 amino acids)
Biological process (GO): xyloglucan metabolic process; cell wall biogenesis
Cellular component (GO): cell wall; apoplast
Molecular function (GO): xyloglucan:xyloglucosyl transferase activity; hydrolase activity, hydrolyzing O-glycosyl compounds
Source: RefSeq, a predicted model, not a curated record